CUCACAAGUUAAGAGAGAGCGGCUAAGUGAGCAUUAGAGCUGAGACUCCGGUAUGAAGCGGCUGAUCCUUUUGAUGCUUUGCCUUUGGCUGGCCAAUGGGUUGCAAAGGGUGCCCCUGAGGAGACACAAAUCCCUGCGGAAAAUCCUGAGGGAGCAUGGGCAGCUGUCCAAAUUCUGGAAGGCCCAGAAACUGGACAUGAUCCAGUACACGGAAGAUUGCUCCGCCGUCCCAGAAACUAAUGAGCCACUCAUCAACUACCUGGAUAUGGAGUAUUUUGGACAGAUUUCUAUCGGGACCCCUCCUCAGAAUUUCACAGUGUUAUUCGACACUGGCUCCUCCAAUCUCUGGGUUCCAUCCAUCUAUUGUGUCAGCAAAGCCUGUGCUGUGCAUUCCAGAUUUCACCCAUCAGAUUCCAGCACCUACAGUGAAGUUGGGACUCCCUUCUCGAUUCAGUAUGGGACUGGUAGUUUGUCAGGAAUCAUCGGAUCAGAUCAAGUCACUGUUGAAGGCAUCACUGUCAGCAACCAGCAGUUCGCAGAGAGCGUCAGCGAGCCAGGAAACACUUUUCUGGAUGCUGAGUUUGAUGGGAUUCUUGGACUGGCCUAUCCAUCGCUGGCUGUGGAUGGGGUUACCCCUGUGUUUGAUAACAUGAUGGCACAAAAUCUAGUGGAUCUGCCAAUAUUCUCAGUCUACAUGAACAGGAAUCCGGAUUCCUCUGUUGGGGGAGAACUAUUAUUUGGUGGCUUUGAUCCUUCUCAUUUCAGCGGGACUCUGAACUGGGUACCAGUCACUAAACAGGGAUACUGGCAAAUCCAAUUAGACAACAUACAGGUGGGCGGGACAGUUGCUUUCUGUGCAGAAGGAUGCCAGGCGAUAGUAGACACCGGGACCUCUCUCAUCACAGGUCCUUCCAAAGAAAUAAAAGAAAUGCAAAAUUAUAUUGGUGCAGUGCCCACGGAUGGCGAGUACGCCGUGGAAUGCAACAACCUGAAUGUGAUGCCUGAUGUUACCUUCACCAUCAAUGGGAUCCCAUACACGCUCAGUCCCCAGGCCUACAUCCUCAUGGAUAAUAGUGACGGCAUGGCAUUCUGCACCAGCGGCUUCCAGGGGCUGAACAUGCAACCACCGGCUGGGCCACUCUGGAUUCUGGGUGAUGUUUUCAUUGGCCAGUUUUACUCGGUCUUUGACCGUGGAAAUAACAGAGUUGGGCUGGCACCAGUUGUCCCUUAAGGCAGUGUUUCCUAAUGGUCAGAGUAAGGCCGUGGGAGUCAGUGUAGAGCUUGGUUCUAUUCCUGGCUCUGCCACUGUGUGACUUUGGGCAAGU
This is a messenger RNA of Malaclemys terrapin pileata, 1325 nucleotides long. RefSeq names its product cathepsin E (gene CTSE). Gene Ontology annotation, molecular function: aspartic-type endopeptidase activity. The record is from RefSeq and is a predicted model, not a curated record. Gene Ontology annotation, biological process: proteolysis. NCBI's taxonomy places the organism in Eukaryota, Metazoa, Chordata, Testudines, Emydidae. Gene Ontology annotation, cellular component: endosome. The transcript has 9 exons. Bases 53 to 1231 code for a protein of 392 amino acids.